Messenger RNA from Rangifer tarandus platyrhynchus (Svalbard reindeer), 1659 nucleotides. The record is from the annotation of a GenBank genome assembly. NCBI's taxonomy places the organism in Eukaryota, Metazoa, Chordata, Mammalia, Artiodactyla, Cervidae.
AUGGUGAAUGAAGACCCUAACCAACAGGACCACGAUGGCACCCCUUCGCAAACUUCGGCGCUCCAGGAGCACCCCAAUCUCUCAAUCCACCCCAGCGUCUCAACCCACCCCAGCGUCUCCGCCCACCCCAGCAUCUCAGCUCACCCCAGCGUCUCGGCUCACCCCAGCGUCUCGGCCCACCCCAGCGUCUCGAUCCACCCCAGCGUCUCUGUAUACCCUAGUAGUUCGGCCCACCCAAGUACCUUGGCUCAACCCAGUGGCUUGAUCCAACCCAGUAGCUCGGGCCCUGAAGAUCUUAGCGUGAUCAAGGUGAGCAAGCGCCGGUGGGCGGUGGUCCUGGUGUUCAGCUGCUACUCCAUGUGCAACGCCUUCCAGUGGAUCCAGUACGGCUCCAUCAAUAACAUCUUCAUGAACUUCUAUGGGGUCAGUGCCUUUGCCAUCGACUGGCUGUCCAUGUGCUACAUGCUGACCUACAUCCCUCUGCUCCUGCCCGUGGCCUGGCUCUUGGAGAAGUUCGGCCUGCGGACCAUCGCCCUCGCUGGCUCUGCUCUCAACUGCCUGGGGGCCUGGGUGAAGCUGGGCAGCCUGAAGCCACAUCUCUUCCCAGUCACUGUGCUGGGCCAGGUCAUCUGCUCCGUGGCCCAGGUCUUCAUCCUGGGUAUGCCCUCCCGCAUUGCUUCCGUCUGGUUCGGGGCUAACGAGGUGUCAACCGCCUGCUCCAUAGCUGUUUUUGGCAAUCAGCUUGGAAUUGCCAUUGGGUUCUUGGUCCCUCCUGUCUUGGUACCCAACAUCAAAGACCAGGACAAGCUUGCCUACCACAUCAGCAUCAUGUUCUACAUAAUAGCAGGUGUGGCCACUCUGCUUUUCAUCCUUGUCAUCAUCGUAUUCAAAGAGAAGCCUAAACAUCCCCCCAGCAGGGCCCAGUCCCUGAGCUAUGCCUUGGCGUCCACUGAUGCUUCUUACUUAAGUUCCAUCAUCCGACUCUUCAAAAACCUCAACUUUGUGCUGCUAGUCAUCACCUAUGGUCUGAAUGCUGGUGCUUUUUAUGCCUUGUCCACUCUGCUGACUCGCAUGGUGAUCUUCCACUAUCCGGGGGAAGAAGUGAAUGCUGGAAGAAUCGGCCUGACCAUCGUCCUUGCAGGAAUGCUUGGGGCUGUGAUCUCAGGCAUCUGGCUGGAUAGGACCAAAACCUACAAGCAGACAACUUUGGUGGUCUAUGUCAUGACUCUGGUAGGCAUGGUGGUCUACACAUAUACUUUAAACCUGGGACACCUGUGGGUAGUGUUCAUCACGGCUGGCGCAAUGGGCUUCUUUAUGACUGGCUACCUCCCAUUGGGAUUUGAAUUUGCCGUGGAGCUGACAUACCCAGAAUCAGAAGGCAUGUCAUCUGGCCUCCUCAACGUGUCUGCCCAGGUAUUCGGGAUCAUCUUCACGAUCUCCCAGGGCCAGAUUAUUGACAACUAUGGAACCAUGCCUGGGAACAUCUUCCUGUGUGUCUUUCUGACCCUUGGAGCAGUGCUCACUGCAUUCAUCAAGGCAGAUCUCCGGAGGCAGGAUGCAAACAAAGAAAUUCCUGAAAAUAAACCCCAGGAAGGGGAGGAGGAGGAGGACAGCAAGAGCAGCAAAGCCCCCACCACUGUCCGGGAGGAGCGUCUCUGA